UCGUCCCGCCUCCUCUGAACCCUUUGCAGGGUUGUAAUUGGAUGCCAGACUCGUCAUACCCCCAUCUGCCCAGGUUAGGUUGCUCUGCACCGUUAAGAUGCUCAAUUGAUGGGCGUACUGAGCUGUGCAGCGAAAGGAGAUACCCUUACGUGUUUCAUUGUAGCAAAACAAAACCAUGUUCUAUCCUGGUUACAUCACUUCUUGUUGCUGGUUUCUCCGCGACACCCUUCCUGCAGCUCAGUUUUUUCUCCCUGCGCGCGGCGACAAGCGGGCUGGACGAUGCUGUUGCGGCGUUUUAAAGGGAAAAAAGCUCAUGACAGAAUAACAACACAAGGCAGUGCAUCGCCGCCGUUUAUUAUAAAUCCGGAUGAGGUUAUUUGAUUUCGAUCUCUCUCUCUCUCGCACGCACGGUGGACUCGGACAACGCAGGUACUUUGGGAGAAUUGGAUGAAACGCACCUGCCGUGCGAUAGCGGACCAGCCGGAGCACAUGGACAUCCGUUCCCUAGCUGGACCGUAAAUCGGACAUUCACAUCUGAAUAUUUCUAACAAUGCUCUCUCUUGUUUCGGCGCCAUGGAGGAUUCGCAGUUUUGAAUCUACAUCGGUUUAAUAUUUACUCGCCGCGGGGCUUCAAACCAGCCCGAGUAUGGGGCUGAUGACAGCUGAUCGCCCCUCCUCUCCCGUCACUUCAAUAAAAACGCGCUACAUCUGAGUCCGCUGCCCUCGAUCGGAAGCCAGAGUCUCAGUUUCACCUGCGUUUAACAAUAGAUAGAGCGCACAGGGCUGUUGACAGUAUUUGGUUGAUUUCCCACCUUAACCUUUCCCUGAUCAAGUUACCUUCACAAUGGGCAGUCAGUUGGAGGUUGUCAUAUUUCACUGAAGGCCUUUUGAAUUUAAUUUGUAGCCUAUAGGCUACUCAUUUGGAAAGAUUCAAAAGCAUCCGUCUGUUCUGCAGGAAAAACUGUCUUUCUGUAAGGAAAGUGCUGCAGCUCUGUGGAAAUGCUCUGUCCGAUCACCUCUCCACAUGGGAGCUCAAUUUCUCUUCUUGCUCUUUGGUACUUUGCGCUAACCCCAUGGCGGGGGAUGACCCUCGAGUAGCCGAUAAAAUAAUCAGCGUCGUGGUGUCAAGCAAAGGCUUGAGCUACAGGGGAUUUGUGUAGAUUAUCGCCGGACUGCUAUUUUGUUCCCUCGGACACACUCUUAACUCAACUUAGCGGCUUUUGAUCUGCAGCCUUUUCCCUGCUACCCUAUCCGCCUGGAAACUCCAGCAGGGAAGCCUGCUUACAAGCCACGCUAUUCAUAGGGAAAAGGGGGAGACGGGGUUUUAUUCAUUAGCAAAAGUGUUUGGACCCAGAUCUGAGGUUUCGACGAGUUUGGCGCUGCUGUCACCCCGUGGAUCUGGGGGAAUGAGACGCGCUUUAAGGCUGUAGUUCCACUACCACUCCCUGUUUACUCGCAGGCUGCCUGGGAUGCCGUCGCUGUGACCGGGAGAGGUAGACCGUCAGUAGAGCCGCGGACAGCCAGAAUACCGAACGCCAGCAGCGCCAGGGUGACCACUUUCCGGACCCGUUUUGACUAUCUACCGGGCGGCUACCGGAGGAUGUUCGAGCCAGGAUGCUGCGCUUCCCCGUGAAGAAGAUCCGGAAGCAGUUCAAGCUCCUGCUGCUGCUGGUACUGCUCACCUCCGCCGUGUGGUUCACCUACUUGCACAUCAACCAGGGCAAGACCAUCAAACUCCACUUCAACUACGGAAAAGAUGGAGAGAGACAGACGGAGGGGACGGACACCAGCCGUAAGAGGGACACUCGCUCCUCAGCCGGCCACCACAAGAGUGAGGACACCAGCGACAGCAGGGAGGACGAGGCUGCAGAUGAUGAGCAAAUCACAGGAGGCACUAAUGGCAGAGACCAUACCCGCAUCAGGAAGUUCCUCAGCCAAGGCCACAAGAAAUUGCCAUGGAAAGCGGAGUAUAAAGGACAGGCCAACCUGCAUGUGUUCGAGGACUGGUGUGGCUCCUCUAUAGCCCAACUCAGAAAGAACCUGCACUUCCCUCUCUACCCUCAUGCCAGAACCACACUGAGGAAGCUGGCAGUUGCUCCGAAGUGGAAGAACUAUGGCCUGAGAAUAUUUGGCUUCCUUCACCCUUACAGAGAUGGUGAUUUCCAGUUCUCGGUAUCGUCUGAUGAUAACUCUGAGUUAUGGCUGAGUCCUGAUGAGAGCCCUCUCAACGCCAGACUGCUGGUCUAUGUAGGACAGCUGGGUACAGAGUGGACUGCUCCAGGCGAGUUCAGCAAGUUCAGGUCCCAGUCCUCCAAGUCUGUGCACCUAAUCUCGUCCAGACGAUACUACUUUGAGAUUCUCCACAAGCAGGAUGACAAGGGCUCGGAUCACGUGGAGGUUGGGUGGCGUCCGUUCCUCCCUGGUCUGAAAUAUGAAGUGAUAGACUCAGCCUACAUCUCCCUGUACACAGACGAGUCCAAUCUGAAGAUGAACAGUGUGGACCACAUCCCCCAGACCUUGGCCAGUCACAUCCGUCUCCCAGAGGAGGCUCAGCACCAGGGUCUGGAGAGAGGUGGCAUUCUGCAGCACGGAGCGGAUAUGCUGAAGCCGGACCCCAGGGACACCUUCUACAGCACUCCUAUGAUCGACCCCUCCCGACUGGAAAACGUUCUUCCGGCCUGUCUCUACUCUCCAACCUAUGUCGUCAAAGAUUUUCCCAUCGCCAGAUACCAGGGCCUCCAAUUUGUCUAUCUGUCCUUCGUUUACCCCAAUGACUUCACACGCCUCACCCAUAUGGAGCGAGAGAACAAGUGUUUCUACAGAGAGUCCCCUAUCUACUUGGAGAAGUUUGGUUUCUACAAAUAUAUGAAGAUGGAUGAGGAGGAAGAUGACAGACCGUUCUUCUUCCCCAACCCAGAUGAUUUCCUCGAUGAAGAAGAGGUGGUAGAUAUAGAGGACGAGGCAGAGAUCGUUGGCACGCAGUCGCCCAAGAAGCCCUCUCAUCCCAGCCAGACCAGCCACACCUCCAAUCCCUCCCAUCUGCACUCCAAGCCUGCGCCCACACCAGCUGGCAUAGAAGGGGAAGAAGAGGAGGAGGACCCUGAUGAAGAGGAGGAUGGAGCAGUCGACAGUAUCAUACGCCGCAGAGAAAGGAGACACUUUCCUCACAGUGAUGGACAGAUGGGUAGGGAUAUUGACAGAGACUGGGGAAGAGAUCACACAAACAUUAGACAGGACACGAGGAAGGGAUUUGAAGAGCCCCAACCCAGGGGGCGUCAGCCUGACAUGGACAGUGUGGUCCGGGGUCGCUCCCUGUCUUGGAUUCGCACUGGUCCUGCAGAGUUGAGCCCUGGCAGGAAAGGAGGAGGAACAGGUGGUGGAGGAGGAGGAGGAGGAGGAGGAGUAGGAGAGAAGGGAGUUGAGACUCUGCCUAAACUGAGCAAGUCUUCACUCCUUUUCCCCCAAAAGUCCUCCCUCUCUGCCCUUGCCAGCCGAGCCAAGCAGAUCCUCAGCAACUCCGCCCAUAGCAACAACUUCCAUGAUAACCAAAACAACAAGCUCGCUGGAAACAAGAAGGAGAAGAGGGAAGAGAACAAGAUCUACAUCACCAGGCCUCGCACUGCCAAGGAGCGGGAGAGGGACAGGGAGAGGGAGAGGGAGCAGCGUCGAGAGAGGAGGGAGGAGAGAGCAUCUCGCCACCCUAGAGAGGUCUUCCCGGGGGUCUUUCUGUACCAAACUGGGAAGACCACAAGGCUGGUCAACCUGGAUGCCAAAGGACAUGCUGGGAGAGGCAUAACCGGAGGCAGAAGUCUUGUUAGUGCCCCUCAGCUCUGGCCCAAUCCCCCCACAAAAGAUGGUAAGCAUCACAAUGGAAGUAUCAACAUACAGAAUGAAAGUGUACAGAAGUCUGGCAACAGGGCAGCCGAGGCAAAGCAACCAGAGAAAGGCAAGAGGAAAGAGGAGCAACGGGAUUUAAAGACUACUGUCACUGCUGAUGUGCCCAGAAAAGGCAACCCGCUAACCCCGCUGUCCCGUCACAAAGAUCCACCUCCGGUUACACAGCAAAGGUUCAACUCCACAGAAAACACGCCCCAAAGUCAGACACGGGUCACCUCUUACCUCAGGACCUCUGAGAUCACAGAGUCCCAGCAGCAUCCAGACCCGGAUCCCAACCCGGCAGAACAGGACCAGGAUACAAACCGCUCCAAUCCUGACCCCGACAUUGACCCCGAGCCAGAACCAGAGGAGGGCGAGAUGUCGGACUACAGCUACGAGGAGGUCGAGGUGCGGCCAGGUUGGGCAGAGGAGAGCAUCAACUGGCAGAGGACCUUCUCAGUCAAUCCGAUGGACUUUGAGCUGCUGCGCUCUGACUGGAACGACCUGCGCUGCAAUGUGUCUGGCAACCUCCAGCUGGCAGAGAGUGAGGUGGUGGAUGUGCUGGCGCAGUACAUGGAGAAACUCAACGAACGUAACGGAGGGAUCUACACCCUGCUGCGAAUCGUCAACGUUGAGAAGCGGCGCGACUCGGCGCGAGGGAACCGUUACCUCGUGGAGCUGGAGCUAAUGGAGAGAGGCCGCAGCGUGGUGCGUCUGUCAGAAUACAUCUACCUGCUGCUCCACCGCGGCAGGCAGGGAGAGGAAAGUCUAGAGAACACUGACUUCGCCCCGGCCUCUGCACCAGCUUCGGCCCCAUCAGCUGCCACAUCCAGCCUCACCACCCCACCGGCCCCUCCCUCCACCAGGUCCCCCGCCCGGCCCGGAGCAACCCCCUGGAGCACAGCCUAUGCUAAGCCUCUGCUCUGCCAGCCGGUCAUGCUGCAGUGGAGGAGAGAUGUCAUGGUGCACUUUGUGGUGCCAGUGAAAAACCAGGCUCGCUGGGUACAGCAGUUUAUCUCUGACAUGGAGAAUCUUCAUCACCAGACGAAGGAUGACAAUUUCAGCAUCAUCAUUGUCGACUUUGAGAGUGAAGACAUGGAUGUGGAGCAGGCACUCAGAGAAAGCAGUGUGCCCAGAUAUGAAUAUCUAAGGAGAGAAGGGAACUUUGAGCGCUCAGCAGGACUGCAGAUUGGAGUAGACACUAUAGAGGAUAGUCACAGCAUUGUGUUCCUGUGUGAUCUGCACAUCCACUUCCCUCUCAACAUCUUGGAAAGCAUCAGGAAGCACUGCGUGGAGGGACGCCUUGCGUUCGCUCCCAUUGUCAUGAGACUCAGCUGCGGCAGUUCGCCACAGGAGCCCGAUGGUUACUGGGAAGUGAACGGCUUCGGCCUGUUUGGAAUCUAUAAGUCUGAUUUUGAUAAGAUUGGAGGGAUGAACACGGAGGAAUUCAAAGACCGCUGGGGUGGAGAGGACUGGGAGCUGCUGGACAGGGUACUGCAGAAUGGUUUGGAGGUAGAGAGACUACGCUUGAGGAACUUCUUUCACUACUACCACUCUAAACGAGGCAUGUGGAACGCCCAAAACAAGAAAACUCCUAAAGGAUAGUGCCCCCCUGCUGGUCGGAGGAUACCGAACCUACCUGCAGAUCCACUGUGUGUGAGAGAGAGACCUGUAGGAGCUCGCUCACUGCCUGAACUCUGCCUUUAUUUGAAACAGGCUCCUUUUAGGGACGCCUCUGUUUUGCCAUCGGCCCCUCUCGUAUGCUUGCCUAUAUGAGGAAACAGAGUCCAAAUCUGAACUUUACAGCGAGCUGUUUACGCAAAUAGACCUGAGUCAUUACUUUGCCUCACUGACUGAACUACUGUACAGAGAGAAGAGUUAUUUUUGUUCUCCUUCUCUCUGUCCUUUUUUUGGUGCAAUGUUUUCAGACGGACUGGAAAGCAGCUGUGUGUGUGUGUGUGUGUGUGUGUGUGUGUGU
Perca flavescens (yellow perch) is the source of this 5854-nucleotide messenger RNA. RefSeq names its product beta-1,4-N-acetyl-galactosaminyl transferase 4a (gene b4galnt4a). Bases 1615 to 5481 code for a protein of 1288 amino acids. Gene Ontology annotation, molecular function: acetylgalactosaminyltransferase activity. The transcript has 20 exons. Gene Ontology annotation, cellular component: Golgi cisterna membrane. The record is from RefSeq and is a predicted model, not a curated record. NCBI's taxonomy places the organism in Eukaryota, Metazoa, Chordata, Actinopteri, Perciformes, Percidae.